AUGACUGUGGAAGUGAGGCUUGGGAAAAUAAUUACAACUAGCAAAUACUUGGAAUCUAAGAUACGACGAGUCGUAGUUCGCGAUGAAGAGGAAGAACGAACUUUGGCUGAUACUCAGGACGGAAAAUUGGGGAGAGAGGGUGACACGGAUGGGACACUGGUAGUACCACAACACAUUACAUCUCAUCUCGCCACUAUAGAGAAACAAGGCAUUCCACUGAUGCGUCCACCUCGGACACCGCGAAGUAAUACCCGUCUACGUCCCACCUCGCCUCUCACCGCUCGCGAGCGAGUCAUCUCUAUCUCUCGUGUGAAACGUGCCAUGUGCGAGCCUCCACGACAAAGAGCGCAGUUUCCCACUGCAUCAUAG
Acanthocheilonema viteae is the source of this 369-nucleotide messenger RNA. The record is from the annotation of a GenBank genome assembly. Lineage: Eukaryota; Metazoa; Nematoda; Chromadorea; Rhabditida; Onchocercidae.